AUGCUGAUCCACAUAUUUAAAAAACCGCAAAAAAACGAACUAACAUCGAUUUUAAUUUUUCGACGUUUAUUUAUUGUCAUAUCAUUAUCAUUGUUGAUCGGUUCCCUUUCGAUAUUGUGUUAUAGAGUACUUAACGAACAGCCUAGUAUUACUAUCUCUCUUACACCAAUAAAAGAUCCAACCGCGCCAGCCGUUCAUUUAGGUUUCGGCAAAGAUUUUAACAUUUCGUGUUUACUAUAUUAUGAUUACGCUGGAAAAAAUUCAACCAAUUGCGAUCAAUACGUUAUACAACCAAAGAAAAUUGGUUACGAAGAUUAUCCAUAUGUUGGAUACUUUUCACCAAAAGGAAGCAUUAAUUUGACCCAAUAUUAUAUUGAUUCAGGACCAUAUUUUGUUUAUCUUUAUGUAAACAUCAAGGAUUCCACCGAUGAUUUUACUCAAGAAUUUAGGAUGACUGUAUAUGAUGAAGGCAAUGAAUACGAUAUGCAGAAUCAAAGUUUUGUUGCUCCGACCUCUCCAUUCGAGAAGUCACUUUUCUAUAUGAAUAAACAUACUUUAGUAGGACGUAAUAAAUAUAAGCUAGGCUACUCCAGAAGAACAAGAGAGACGUUGAUUACAACGUUUUGGACUUAUUUUGGCACACCGAUUCCAGUUUACAAUACAACACAUUACAUCGAAACAAGCAUGCAGGCUAUCCCGGCGAGUCCUACAAACACAAAUUAUGCAACCAUACGUAUUAGCCCACAUAACUUUAUUAUAGCAGACGAACAAGAGCAAAGAGAAUCUGCAAUAAGCCUAAACCCUGAACCUGAAUUAAAAGUUUCGGUCACAGCAUUGGUUGAGAGCAAUACCAUUAUAAGCACAUUAGGAACUAUAGCUGCAUACCAUGGUGCUGCUGUAUUUAUCUAUGUAUUUUUAUUUGGGGUUGAUUCCAUGAAGCCAUGGGGUUUUGUACAUCGUGGAUGUUGCGGAUGUGGCGGAUUCAGAAGGAAAGCCGAAAUUGGUAUCGAAAGAAGUUUGGCAGAAGAAAAUAUCGAGAGUUCUACCAGACUCUCAGAAAGAAUGAAAAAAUUGGAAGAUUUUAAAAUAAUUCUUGAAAAAUAUGUUGUUGACACUUCAUUAUUAGAAACCAUUAAACAACGACAAGAAGAAAUUAUUUUAAGACAUACAUUCUAG
Molecule: messenger RNA, 1176 nt
Organism: Entrophospora candida
Lineage: Eukaryota; Fungi; Glomeromycota; Glomeromycetes; Entrophosporales; Entrophosporaceae
Source: the annotation of a GenBank genome assembly